AUGAUGCUGAACUCUAGACUAGCGUUUGCUAGUAUAAGCAGAAAUUUCGGCCUUGCUAGAAGGUCAAUUGCCAGCUUGGAUGCCUCUAAACUGAAAGUUACAAAGAAAACACCACCAUCACAACCCAGACCUAAUGAUGAGCUUGUUUUUGGUCAGACAUUUACUGAUCACAUGCUUACAAUUGAAUGGACUAAAGAGAAAGGUUGGGAUAUCCCGGAAAUCAAGCCAUAUGGAAACUUGACCCUAGAUCCAUCUUCUUGUGUAUUCCACUACGCCUUUGAGCUUUUUGAAGGUUUAAAAGCUUACAGGACCCCAGACAAUAAGAUUACUAUGUUUAGACCAGAUAUGAAUAUGAUUCGUAUGAACAAAUCUGCAGCUCGAAUCUGUUUACCUACAUUUGAUAGCGAAGAGUUGAUCAAAUUAAUGGGCAAGCUAAUUGAACAGGACAAACAUUUGGUUCCAACUGGAACUGGCUACUCAUUGUACAUCAGACCAACUUUGAUUGGUACCACAAAUGGCCUAGGUGUCGGUACUCCAGACAGAGCAUUGCUUUUUGUCAUAACCUCUCCAGUUGGUCCUUAUUAUAAGACUGGUUUCAAAGCUGUCAGGCUAGAAGCUACUGACUACGCAACCAGAGCUUGGCCAGGUGGUGUUGGUGACAAGAAGUUGGGUGCAAACUAUGCUCCAUGUAUUCUUCCACAACUUCAAGCGGCAGAAAGAGGUUAUCAACAAAACCUUUGGUUAUUCGGUCCCGAAAAACAUGUGACAGAAGUCGGUACUAUGAAUGUAUUCUUUGCCUUCAAAAAUUCUGUUACCGGAAAGAAAGAACUUGUGACGGCUCCAUUAGAUGGUACUAUUUUGGAAGGUGUUACAAGAGACUCCAUAUUGACACUUACAAGACAAAACUUAGAUCCAAACGAAUGGGAAAUUAAUGAACGUUACUAUAGCAUUAAUGAAGUUGCUGAAAGAGCUGCGAAGGGUGAGCUAUUAGAAGCUUUUGGCGCCGGUACCGCUGCUGUUGUUUCACCAAUUAAGGCUAUCGGAUGGCAAGGAAAAGAUAUUGAUGUGCCAUUGAUACCUGGUGAACAAUCUGGUCCAAUAACUAAACAAGUGGCCCAAUGGAUUGCUGAUAUUCAAUAUGGAAGAGUAAAACAUGGUAACUGGUCAAGAGUAGUAGCUCAAUUAUAG
Messenger RNA from Nakaseomyces glabratus, 1188 nucleotides. RefSeq names its product branched-chain-amino-acid transaminase BAT1 (gene BAT1). Gene Ontology annotation, molecular function: branched-chain-amino-acid:2-oxoglutarate transaminase activity. Lineage: Eukaryota; Fungi; Ascomycota; Saccharomycetes; Saccharomycetales; Saccharomycetaceae. Gene Ontology annotation, cellular component: mitochondrion. Gene Ontology annotation, biological process: L-leucine biosynthetic process; L-valine biosynthetic process. The record is from RefSeq and is a predicted model, not a curated record.